Messenger RNA from Microthlaspi erraticum, 1572 nucleotides. The record is from the annotation of a GenBank genome assembly. NCBI's taxonomy places the organism in Eukaryota, Viridiplantae, Streptophyta, Magnoliopsida, Brassicales, Brassicaceae.
AUGGCGUCCGCCACUACCAAUAACUCCAGCUCUUCUUCCUCUUCUUCUAUCUCCCCUCGUCACAUGACCGAGAAACACGGCAGUCCUACCGCCGCCGCCGCACAAUCGCGCCGCCCCUCUCGGCAGGUUACCUCUCCGUGGACUCAAAUCGUCCGCGGCGAACCAGAGCCGAUCGCCGCCGCUCCUUCCUCCCCUCAGCCCAAGGCCCCGAUCGAGCCGAUUGCCUCUGUCUCCGUAGCUCCACCUGCUUCUCUUUUGACGGUGGAGGCGGCCUCGGCUCCUGGAGACGAGAAAUCGGAGGAAUCUGGUGGUCACGGCAAUGCCGGAAAGAAACCAGUUUGGAAAAGGCCGUCUAAUGGGGCUUCUGAGGUCGGGCCUGUCAUGGGAGCUUCGUCGUGGCCUGCUCUCUCUGAGACCACCAAAGCUCCUUCGAACAAGUCUUCUUCUGAUUCGUUAAAAAGUCUCGGCGAUGUACCAACAUCAUCAUCAUCUCUUCUCCCCCUUUCUCAGGGAAUUGCAAAUGUUCCUGUUGCUGCACCAAAGCAAGUCAGCCGUGCAAGCCCUAAUCCAACGACAAAUCACUCGCGGCAAAGAUCAUUUAAACGGAAUGGCGCCGCCUCUGGAGCCGCUGCUAAUGGUACUGCUUCUCAAUCAUCAGCGCAGGGCUCAUCUGCUGAGUUGUCUUCGCACAACCCUUCUCCUAGAGGCCAAAACCAGAAGAAUGGCUUUGCGUCACAGAGCCAUGGUGGUGGUGGUGGUUCCGACAACCAAUCUCAACGAGACUCGUACAGGAACCAAAACGGUAACCAUCACCAGAGUCACGGUGGCAGGCGCAAUCAGGAGCACGGGAAUCAGAAUUGGAAUUUCCAGAGAAACUUCAACGGGAGAGAUGGAAAUGCACAGUCACAGAGAGGUACACCUGCUCCAGCGUUUGUAAGACAUGCUCCGCCGCCUGUACAGACAAUUCCUCCUCAGUUUAUGGCAGCUCAGCCUAUUCCGCCUUUUGGCAGUCCUGUCCCAUUCCCUCCUGAAUUGGCAUCACCGUAUUAUCCCCGUAUGCCUUUCAUUGGACCUCUUUCACCUGGUCCAGUUUUCUUCCAUGUCCAAGAUCCUCCCUUAAACAUCAAACUACAGAAGCAAAUACAUUAUUAUUUUAGUGAAGAGAAUUUGAUUAGAGACACAUACCUUCGGGGGCACAUGGAUGAUCAGGGCUUUGCCCCGCUUCGUGUGAUUGCUGGUUUCAAAAAGGUUGCAGAACUUACAGAUAGUAUCCAGCAAAUAGUGGAGGCUCUACAAGGCUCACCUUUUGUCGAAGUGCAGGGUGACCGAAUAAGGAAGCGCUACAAUUGGCAAAUUUGGGUGCUUCCUAAAGGGGCGAACCCUGUGGAAAGGGCAGAUGCAAUAGCAAGCCGAGUUGGAAACUUGUCGCUUGGUCAGGGCUCGGCAGACCCAAUCGGUGGUUCAAGCAGUCAGUUGCAACCUGCGGAAGCUGUAUCAGAUGGUCAGGUGCAACAGUCUUCUGGUGUUGAUCCAGCGAGUAACCGCAAUGGCUCAGAUGGUGCAAACCGUUGA